Messenger RNA from Girardinichthys multiradiatus, 1389 nucleotides. Its product is annotated as secretagogin-like. The record is from RefSeq and is a predicted model, not a curated record. The transcript is spliced from 11 exons. NCBI's taxonomy places the organism in Eukaryota, Metazoa, Chordata, Actinopteri, Cyprinodontiformes, Goodeidae. Gene Ontology annotation, molecular function: calcium ion binding. Bases 132 to 950 code for a protein of 272 amino acids. Gene Ontology annotation, cellular component: terminal bouton; synapse; cytosol. Gene Ontology annotation, biological process: regulation of presynaptic cytosolic calcium ion concentration; regulation of long-term synaptic potentiation.
UGUGGUUUUUAGUUGGUAAGAAAGAGCAUAUGUCAACCAAGCAGGCUGCUGAGGGGUGCAGCACGGUUCAUUUUUUCAGACGUUCUGGUUUUUAACGCCCAAAGGUUUUAAGCUGCCUUUUCUCUAGUAAGAUGGACAGUACUUUUGACAACCUGGAUGCAGCAGGUUUCUUGGAAAUCUGGCAACACUUUGAUGCAGAUGAUAAUGGCUACAUCGAGGGCAAGGAGCUUGAUGAUUUUUUCCGGCACAUGAUGGAAAGACUGGGUCCACAGGAGAAAGCCACUGAGGAGAGAGUUCAGGGACUGAAGCAGAGGUUCAUGUCUGCCUACGAUGUGACUGCUGAUGGGAAACUACAGAUUCAAGAGCUGGCCAACAUGAUUCUGCCCAAAGAGGAAAACUUCUUGUUAAUUUUCCGAAGAGAAGCUCCAUUGGACAACAGUGUUGAUUUUAUGAAGAUAUGGAGGAAGUAUGACCUUGAUUGCAGUGGCUACAUAUCAGCCCUGGAGCUAAAGGCUUUCUUGAAAGAUUUAUUUCAGCAGCACCAUAAACAAGUGUCCCCUGACAAACUGGAAGAAUACACCGACGCCAUGAUGAAAAUCUUUGACAAAAAUAAAGAUGGCCGUUUGGAUCUGAAUGACUUAGCCAGGAUCUUGGCAUUGGAAGAGAAUUUCAUGCUCCAGUUCCAGAUGGAUGCUUGCAGUAAGGAGGAGAGGAAGAGGGACUUUGACAAGAUCUUUGACCAUUAUGAUGUUAGUAAGACCGGAGCCCUAGAGGGUCCUGAGGUGGAUGGGUUUGUCAAAGACAUGAUGGAGCUAGUCAGGCCCAACAUAACAGGUCCUGAUCUCGACAAGCUGCGAGUCGUUCUGUUGCGUCACUGUGACGUCAACAAAGAUGGGAAGAUCCAGAAAAAUGAGUUGGCUCUAUGUCUGGGAGUGAAGCCAAAACCUUAAAAAAACUCUUAAGACCAUUCUUUUUAUGAAACACUGACUGUAUUAAUUAUCAUUGAUAACAUCAGAAUGUCAUCCAUAUCAAAUUAAUUUAUCAUGCAUGACGUUUUACCUAAUUCUUGAAUGACAAACUCAACUUUAUGACCAAUUAGGAUCUUGUCUCAUCUGGUUUGAUACUGGUUUCCUGUGCAUUAUUUAGGGCCAACAGUAAAACGUUCAUGUUUGCUGGUAUAAAACCUAUUUGGUAUAACUUGGUAUGCUGGUCAGCAAAGUGAAAGUCUCUUUUACUGUGGACACUUGCCAAAUAGUAUAAAGUCUUCUGGAAGCUUAAUAAAUUAAAUUAUAUUUGCAUGUUUCUAUAUUAAAAUGUAACGGUUUGUUGUGUAGUGUAUGUUUUACAGUAAUGGGCUAUAAAGAAAAUAAAAAAUGGCAUAUGAUGGCA